AUGUCCGCAACUUUUGUACAACUCUGUUUCUCUAUAACCUGCAUUUCCUUAAUCUCCACAAAGUUUAUCCAUCUAUCCACCAAUGUCAAGAAUAUCUCCCCUGUCGCCUUCAUCUUAUUUCUGCCAUCGUUGCUUCUUUCAGAUGUCUUCAUCAUUAGUCUUUCGCGUCAGGCAUUAAGACCCAAGACAGGCGCGACUUUAGUCAACACUGUCUGCAUCCUAUGCUGCAUCCUCUCUAUCGUCUUUUGGGGAGCUGCGUCUUCGCAACUUGGUUUCUUUUAUGAAACUGGAAAUGAGAUAAGAUGGACUGAAGCAUUAAGCUAUGCAGGUGAUAAGAACGGCAUAAAGAUUCUGCUGAGUGGUAUUCAUACUGUCUUGGCAUUCGGUAUUCUUAUCCUUGCUAUCGCUUGGGUUACGAAGUGGUACCUUUACAGAGCUGCGGGUGAACUUUGCUUCAGGGUUGGGGCGCCCAUAACCUAUUUAUGGUCAUUACUCAAACAUUCCAGGAUAUAUAGAGGUCACCGUUUUACUCGCUAUGUAAAAGUCAGCCAGGAUCCUUCUAGAUCCGAUAGCAGCUUUGAUGAGAGCGAAAACAGAGACGACAUUGAAAAAAGCCCCGUGCUUGAUUCUGAGCAUCCCCAGGACGAAGCGUCAGUUCAACCUCCCCAUUGGGGCAUCAUUGCGACUAUCGGAGGCUUCUUGGCCCUGACAACUGUUUGUCGUCCAUCCACUCCCUACAACAUGAUGUCGGUGACCCUCCCUUUUGCCUUAUUGGAGAUGUUCAAGCCAGUGCCUGAUAUAUGUGCCGAACAAGCUGCACUGAAUGGAAAUAAGUGGCCACUUCCCAGCCUCGUUGAAAAAUCAAAAUGGGAAAAUCCCAAGGGGCACUUCAAAGGAUGGGCUCCAGGCAGCAACAAGUAUAUCAGGCAGUAUAGAGACACAAUCCCCAAAUGGCUCCCAGAAGUAGUCCCUUCUGGCUUCCUCAAGUGGUCUCCACAAAACACAACUCAGACCAAGAAUAACCAAAGCUGUUUUGGCGCCGAGGUUGACGGAACCUUUUAUAACCCGGUCAACGACCCUCUGAAAAUCACGAACCUUGAUGACAGCAUAUUGGACGUCUUGCAGAAUGCGUUCAAAAACGAAACCGUCAAGAUCCGACACGUCGCGUUAAUCUUGAUGGAGAGUUAUCGAGAGGAGCUCUUCCCUCUUCAACAGGGCUCUGAUUAUCACCAGAUGAUCAUGAAGUCCCAUGGGGACGCAGACGAAGAUGAGAUCAAUGCACGAUUAUCUAAGCUAGGCCCAGUUGCCGAAAGGAUCACGGGCAAGUCUGGGAACUUUAAGAAAAAGGACGGGUCGAAUUUCGGCCCUGUUGUAAUACCAGAGUGGAAUGAUACAACACAGGACGGAUUUGGUGGUAUCAAUAUAGUUGGCGGUCUCACAACAUCCUCGGUGUCAGUCAAGAGCCUAGCCACAACUCUCUGUGGUGCUUGGUCAAUGCCAGUUGACAAAUUUGAAGAGUCAGAGACGCAGAGCUAUCAGCCUUGCAUUCCUCAGAUUUUAGAUCUCUUCAAUAACAUCAAGGAGAAUAAGUCAACCGGCGACUUUACAGAACUGCAGUGGGUACCCGCGUUUUUCCAGUCUAUCACGGAUGGAUAUGAUCGACAGGACAAGUUCGACAAGAAGAUCGGCUUCAAAGAAAUUAUUACGAAGAACCGGUUAGAACAUGACGCCAAGGAGGGUGAGGAGCUGGAAGAGAUCAACUAUUUCGGAUACGCCGAGACAACACUGAACUCGCACGUCAGGGAUUACAUCAAGCAAGUGCAAGAAGAAGGCAAGCGAAUGUUUCUUUCACACUUUACGAGUACCACCCAUCACCCAUGGGGGGUACCAAAAUCCUUUAACUCAACCGGUUAUCUUAAUACAAAAGAUAAUAUGGGAUGGCAUGAGGAUUUUAAUAAGUAUCUGAACGCAAUGCGCUUUACCGAUGCCUGGCUUGGAGAAUUUUUGCAAAUAUUUGAUGACCUUGGUAUUUCAAAUGAGACGCUUAUUGUCUUUGUCGGAGAUCACGGCCAGGCAUUCCAAGAAGACAUUCCCUCUAAAACAGGCACAUACGGGAAUGGCCACAUCAGCAAUUUCCGUGUUCCAAUCACCUUCAGGCACCCCAAUAUUCCUCGGGUUCAGUAUAACGCAAACGCUACCUCGUUAUCAAUCCUCCCAACUAUCUUUGACCUCCUGAUUAACACUCACUCACUUAAUACGAAGGAUACAGAGGUUGCUUCUGAACUUCUUUAUGACUACGAAGGCCAAUCCUUAAUCCGACCAUACAAGAACUCGCAUAACGGCCGACGCGCAUGGAACUUUGGCAUUAUCAACGGAGGGGGGAGCUUGCUGUCGGUGACAUCGGCAGAUGCCCCUUGGAGGCUUGUGCUACCUCUAGACGACAAGUCCGAGUAUCGGUUUACGGACUUAAAAAACGAUCCUCUUGAACUCAAGCCUCUUGAGAAAUGGUCCAAGGAUGACCUAGUUAGCACUGUUAAGUCAAAGUAUGGCGAGGAUGCUUCGCAGUGGGUUGUUGAAGCAGAGGCUGUAACUCGGUGGUGGGGUCUGGAACGUAAGCGUCUUUGGGGCUAUAAUCGUGGAGAGUCGGGGAAUAAGAAGAAAGAGGAUUAG
This is a messenger RNA of Fusarium venenatum, 2670 nucleotides long. Its product is annotated as alkaline-phosphatase-like protein. The record is from RefSeq and is a predicted model, not a curated record. NCBI's taxonomy places the organism in Eukaryota, Fungi, Ascomycota, Sordariomycetes, Hypocreales, Nectriaceae.